Theobroma umbraticum is the source of this 2322-nucleotide messenger RNA. The record is from RefSeq and is a predicted model, not a curated record. Lineage: Eukaryota; Viridiplantae; Streptophyta; Magnoliopsida; Malvales; Malvaceae.
AUGGAUAUCAAACUGGCAUGUAGUCAUGAACAUACCUUUUCCUACUACAUUCUAAUUCCCGAACUUAGUGGGAAACAUUACUUUUGUGAUGUGUGUGGAAAGGAAAUCUCAGAUGAGGGCUAUACUUGUCGAAGGUGCGAGGCUUGGCGGCUGCACGAAUCAUGUGCAAGUGAACUGCGUCAUCUGCCUCAAGAGAUUGUUCACCCUCUCCACUCGCAGCACCAUCUUAAGCUACAAUUGGAGCGUCCUCUGGAUUUCAUUUGUGAAAAAUGCUUGUAUAUUUCUGCCGGCUCCAGAUACAAGUGCUCUUCAUGCGAUUUUAUUCUUGAUUUAACAUGCGCUUCUUCAGCUAAUGAUUCAUUACCUAAAGAGGAGUGGCAGAGGCUUAAAGACGGUAAGAAAAAGGAAAUUCAGCAUUACAGCCACUAUGAAAAGCUGAGCAUCUUUAAAUAUAGGAAGAUAAAAGAAGAUGACUAUAACUGUAGUUGGUGUGAAAAGCGUCUAUCGGAAAUGUGCUAUGGCUGUUUAAGAUGUGAGUUCUUCCUUCAUGAGUUGUGUGAGAUACCGAGAACACUUGAUCAUCCUUUUCAUCCUUCGCACCCUCUUCGCUUGCACUAUAAAUGCAGCAGCAACUAUUGCACUGCUUGUGGAGCCGAUAUUUUAUUUCGAACAUCUUUAAGCCCUAGCUAUUGGUGCGAAAUGUGCACCUUCCGCCUUGAUUUUCACUGUGCUAAACUCUUUCCCACCCUAAAACAUAAGUGCCACAACCACCUUCUCACUUAUUUCGGAAAUAUCUGGAUAAAUCGUCAACAAGAACGUUUCCGAUGCAAUGCCUGUCACAAGCUUUGCGGUGCCAAUUUCUAUCGUUGUGUGCCAUGCAAUUUCAACAUCCAUCUUAAAUGUGUUCCAAUACCAUCUUCAGCUAAACAUAGAUAUCACUGACAUCCACUCAUCUUUAUAGACUCGGUUAAAGAAGAUGAUUCCCGGGAAUACUUUUGUGAUGUUUGUGAAGAUGAAAGGAAUCCAGUGCAUCCUAUUUAUUAUUGUGAAAAGUGCACAUAUAUUGCUCACAUUCAAUGUAUUCUCAAUGAGGAUAAAAUUUCAUCUGAGAAGGUCUCACCCUCGGCUCCCCAAUCUAUUCAUAACAAAGCUUUGUUAGUAAAGGAAAUGGAGCAUAAUGAAGGGAUUGAUGGCAUCCACACCCGUCAACAACUUCUGAUUCGACCAAUCAUCCAUGAACAUCCUAUGAGAUUGUUUGAAAAGUUAAAAGAAAAUGAAUACUGCAAUGCUUGUCGUCUGGUACUUAAUGGUCCUUGCUACAUCUGUACAUCAUGCCCUGAUCCUUACCAAGAAGCUGUAGGAACCCAAAAUAAAGACACAUGUUUUGGCUUCAUUUAUCUUUGUGAGGAGUGUAAUUUCAAGCUUGAUGUGAACUGCGCUACUCUAACAGCUCAUAAAAUUGGGGUUUCGCAAAAAAAACAGACGGAGAGAGUAACUGAAUUACACCAUUUCUACCCGCAUAAGCUUGUCCUUGGCAAUUCUAAUGACCCUGUAGGUCAAAUAAGAUGCACAAUCUGUCAACUGCCAAUCUUAGGCCCAGCCUAUUUUUGCCCCAGCCCUAGAUGCAUUUAUGUUGUUCAUGAAUCUUGUCUUGGAUUACCACAAAAGAUGCAAGUCCCAUUUCAUUUGGAACACAUGUUGAUUAUCAGAUUGGAUGACGAAAUAGACUCAGAGUGCUAUGCUUGCCGCCUUCCGCAAUUAAGCAUUGUUUAUUUAAGAUACACUUGUGAACAUUGUGACAUCAAACUCCAUUCUAUAUGUGCUAAUUCCUUAAGGCGGCCAUUUAAAUGUGAGUCCCACAUUCACAAUCUUUACUAUUUUGGGGCAAAUUGUCAGCUACUCUUUGCGCAAUAUUAUAGGAAUGUGUCAGGGGAGCCUCUCUUUCGUUGUAGUGAAUGUCAAAAAGGUUGCGGAGGACCCUUUUAUCGAUGUCUAGAUUGUGCCAUCAAUUUUCAUUUGGAAUGUGUUCUCAUACCUUGUAUUGUAAAAUCUAGAUACCAUAUUCAUUCUUUAACUAUGAAGGUAUCAUUUGUUGAAGAUGAUUCUGGAAAGUAUUACUGCGAUAUUUGUGAAGAAGAAAGAUACUCAAAUGAUCAUGUAUAUUGUUGUGAAGAAUGUAAUGAUCAAUUUGUCGCUGAUAUAGAAUACGUCCUUGCAAAGGUUGAAAAUACUGCAAUAGCGACAUAUGCAUCCUCAAAUUUGGAGUUAGACUUUGCUAAGAACUCUGCCCAGGCAGAGAGCAAAGCUUUAGCUGACACUUGA